UACUGCCCCUCGCUCGGAGCACGAUGCCUGGGAUCGUGCAGUGAAACCUGGAGCUUUGCGCUCCUAACCCGGCAAGGAGUAAUGACUCUUUACUAAAGGACUUUUACAAGCAAGAUCUCUACUGAAAAAAAAGAACUGAUCCAGUUGACCAUAUAAUGGGCACCUCGAAUGAAGAGAUGGUCUCAGCGGAGCAGAACCUGAAUCCACUCUGCUUUGAAUGCGGCCAGCAGCACUGGACAAGAGAGAACCACUUGUACAAUUAUCAGAACGAGGUGGACGAUGAUUUGGUUUGCCAUAUUUGCCUUCAACCCUUGCUACAGCCAUUAGACACGCCUUGUGGUCACACAUUCUGCUAUAAGUGCCUACGAAACUUUUUGCAAGAGAAGGAUUUCUGUCCCUUAGACCGCAAAAGGCUCCAUUUUAAAUUGUGCAAAAAAUCUAGCAUCCUUGUUCACAAACUGCUCGACAAGCUCUUGGUGCUGUGUCCCUUUUCUUCAGUAUGCGCAGAGGUCAUGCAGAGAUGUGAUCUGGAAGCACACCUGAAAAACAGGUGUGCUGGGGCUUCCAAUCGAAGGGCUGCCUUGGAGAGAAGGAUGAACAGCAAGUUGCAGGCAGCCACUGAAAGUGAAAAUGAGAACGCCAUGAUCGAUCGCCUGGAGUCCCACUCACCUGAAGCAGAGCACGCUGGCACUGGGAUGACAUCAGUGGAGCAGAACAUGACGUCCGCGACAGUUUCGGUGUGGACAGAUGAGUCUGGGGUUGAUAACCCUGCUUUUGAGGAGAACAUAGGAACGGAGACAAUCCAUCAGCCAUCAAGUUUACCGGAAGGUGAGAUCACCACCAUUGAAAUUCAUCGGUCCAAUCCUUAUAUUGAAUUGGGAAUUAGCAUAGUGGGUGGCAAUGAAACACCUUUGAUCAACAUUGUUAUUCAAGAGGUUUAUCGUGACGGGAUCAUUGCCAGAGAUGGAAGGCUCCUUGCUGGAGAUCAAAUACUGCAGGUGAAUAACUUCGACAUCAGUAACGUGUCUCACAACCAUGCCAGGGCCAUCCUUUCCCAGCCCUGUACAUCGCUGCAUCUCACUGUCCUCCGAGAGAGACGAUUUGUAAGCCGAACACACAAUCAUAGCGAUAGCCCUCCCCAGCGAGAGGAUAGCUUCCAUCUGACCUUACACAAGCGAGACUCCAGCGAGCAGCUUGGCAUUAAGCUGGUGCGCAGAACAGAUGAGCCAGGAGUAUUUAUUCUGGACCUGCUGGAAGGGGGGUUGGCUGCUCAGGAUGGCCGACUCUGUAGCAACGACAAGGUGUUGGCUAUCAAUGGACAUGACCUGAAGCAUGGCACACCUGAACUGGCUGCUCAUAUUAUCCAGGCCAGUGGCGAGAGGGUGAACUUAACCAUUUCCAGGCCCACCAAGUCCCAAAUUGUAAGCAUUCUCAGAGAUGGAGGAACCCAUCUCACCAGUCAUCAUCAAUCCUAUCAGCUAUAUCACAGCAACAGGCCAAGCCCACAUAAG
This is a messenger RNA of Thamnophis sirtalis, 1511 nucleotides long. Lineage: Eukaryota; Metazoa; Chordata; Lepidosauria; Squamata; Natricidae. The record is from RefSeq and is a predicted model, not a curated record.